GGGGAGGAAUAUGUCAUUGAGUGCAAGAGAAGAUAGUGCUUAUUGCUGCUGUUGUUGGUGAGGAUGCAGGGGGAGGGCUGCUAUUACUUUGCCUCCUUCUUGCUAAUUUUGCUCUGGAGUCCAAUGGGAGGGCUGGCAGUGCAGAGUAGGCUGAAAUUGUAGGCUAGGGGUGUGCCUGGACCAGCUUGUUACUGACACACAGGAGACUUGUCUACACAACGUGGGAGAGAGGGGACAGCAGCACCAACACUCACUCACAGGGACACAAAGAGCCUUUUCUGCAGAAUGGCUUCCAAGUGCCCCAAGUGUGACAAGACUGUGUAUUUUGCUGAAAAAGUCACAUCACUGGGGAAGGACUGGCAUAAAUUUUGUCUGAAGUGCGAGCGUUGUAAUAAGACCCUUAAUUCAGGCGGCCACGCGGAGCAUGAUGGGAAGCCCUACUGCCACAAGCCAUGUUACGCUGCUUUAUAUGGACCUCAAGGAGUAAAUAUUGGAGGAGCGGGAUCUUACAUCUAUGAUAGAAAACCAAGUGAAGACAAACCCACUUCUCCUACCGAGGUGCAGCCAAAGCCAGAAGAGAGGAAAGUUAGUGCUCCGGCACCCACCAGGAGUCUCAGCAAAGGCGCAGAGGGGUCCCCACCUACGGUCACAACUGCUUCCAGCAUUACAACCUUCACCGGAGAACCCAACUUGUGCCCUCGUUGUGGAAAGAAAGUAUACUUCGCUGAGAAAGUAACUUCCCUUGGCAAAGACUGGCAUCGGCCUUGCCUACGGUGUGAGCGCUGCUCGAAGACUCUUACUCCUGGAAGUCAUGCGGAGCAUGAUGGACAACCCUACUGCCACAAGCCUUGCUAUGCUAUCCUUUUUGGACCAAAAGGGGUAAACACAGGUGGCGUCGGAAGUUACAUCUACGACAAAGAGCCUGUUAACAAGGCUCAAGCAUAAUAGAGACCCGACACCUUCUGCAGCUUUUGGAUCCUUCUUCUUGUUGCUCGCGGCCUCCUCAUUAUUUGAUAGAUAUUACUUAAUUGUCAUUUAGAGAUAUAGUGUAGAUAAACGACCUUGGUGUAGUCCGAACAAGUUCUUUUUAAUGUCAGUGGCAAACUGCUGGAUCUAAGGAAAGCUACAUUGUUUGGAAUUAGGGGUUUUAUUGUCCUGUCCUCUAGGCUUGGGUUGUCACACUUACAGGUCACCAGCUGCUGUAGAUCUACAGUACCAGUCACAUGACGUCAAUGCUUGUAUGGGGAUGUGGGAUCUUGAAUUAAGUGCUGGUAAGAGCUGCACUAUGACAACCCUUGCCCAGUUUGUAGCUGUAUUAUUGCAAAUUCACAUUACUCUUCAUUCACAUGCACAUGCACGUUCAUCUCAUGCGUGGAAGUAGAUUGCAGCAGAGGAGAACCUCAAGCAAGCUUCCCAAGCACUGCUGUUUUAAACAACAACACCCCCCAACUUGAGUACAGGCAGAUGUCUCUUUAACUGGAUAAAUGACCAGUCCCUGGUCGUAUAUUUCAUAGGAAUAACUUUCCAAGCUUGAGCUCAAUAAAGGUGGGUCUGCUUUUGCUUUCUGCCAAAGAAAAUUUAGAUGGGCUGAACUCAGUAGUUACUAUAAGUGGAGCAACCACUGCCGCAGAUGAUUACUAUAGGAAAAUUGUAGCUGCUCCCAAAUAAUUAAGCACAUUUAUGAAAAUGGCAGGAUCCAUAACAUAUGGCUACACUGGAUUUGCUUUACUUGCAAGUGUUAGGUCAUUAGCUGUAGAAAUACGAACUUCUUGAACUCUUUACUUUUCUGCUCAAAAAGAGGAAAGGCUAAUGGGGUUUCACCAGCUUCUUGCAACCAACAUACAAAAUUCUAGAAACUUUAGCGAGGGCCUAUGAUCCUUAUCAUAAAAACAGUGGAAUUGCUUUGGAUAAAAUGGUUUCAAAAGACUGCAUUAUGAAAAUAUUGGGUGUAUGGUUAUAAAUUAACCUUUGUAGGUUUUGGCCUUUUGUCUAAGACCUGUGGGCUCCAUCGCCUGGACAACAUUGGCUAUUGACUUGGCAGCAGGGAAAGGUAGUUUUACGCUUUUAUGUACCUUAUGGUACAUUUUCACUAGUUUGCAUUAAAUGCCACUAAUACUGUAUUACUAGAAGUUGCAGAUAAAAGAUUACAUGUGACAUGUUCUAAAAUGUUGACCUUAACUGCAGAGUGCUUAACUGGAACAACUGUGGUCUAAUGUCUAUGCUGGUUCAACUUUGUGUUUUUUUUUUAGGGAAUCCACAAAACUAGAAUGGAUUUUACCAGAAUUCCUCAGUGUUUUAUUUACAUAUUUUCCCAUUGACUCCAUUGGAAGUAUUCUUAUAUAAAAUGCUCAUAGUUCAGGGGUUCUUCGAGGUGUUGCUAGAGUUCCCUACAAACCUCUGCUAUCAGUAUUUAUGACUUGUUAGCAUAAUAUAAUUCUCCAAGAUGUUCCAUUGCACUGAAACAGGAAUGUUGUUUUGCGAGUUUUUUAUUGACUGAAAAAUAUGAACCAUGCCAAACCCAUUGUCUCAACCCAAGCUGUUGUCCAGUGGAGCAUACAGUAUGUUCCUUGAUUCAAACACAAGGGCCAUUUCUUUCCUAGUAAUUACAUACUGAUUUUACUUGCAGUUUUGUUUCUACAAAAGUCAUUUUGUACUUUGCUGUUAAUGUAUGAACUUACUCCAUUAAACCUGGCAUUUAGGGAG
Messenger RNA from Xenopus laevis (African clawed frog), 2703 nucleotides. RefSeq names its product cysteine-rich protein 2 (gene crip2.S). Lineage: Eukaryota; Metazoa; Chordata; Amphibia; Anura; Pipidae. The transcript is spliced from 9 exons. The coding region runs from base 286 to 945 and encodes 219 amino acids. The record is from RefSeq and is a predicted model, not a curated record.